Messenger RNA from Fomitiporia mediterranea MF3/22, 3025 nucleotides. RefSeq lists its product as uncharacterized. Gene Ontology annotation, molecular function: protein kinase activity; ATP binding. The transcript is spliced from 4 exons. The coding region runs from base 1 to 2970 and encodes 989 amino acids. The record is from RefSeq and is a predicted model, not a curated record. Gene Ontology annotation, biological process: protein phosphorylation. NCBI's taxonomy places the organism in Eukaryota, Fungi, Basidiomycota, Agaricomycetes, Hymenochaetales, Hymenochaetaceae.
AUGUCGCGCAGUAAUAACGGUUUCGGGACAUCUGGGACCGUUCCUAGCCCAGAAUCAAUCCCAACUAAGCCCAAGGCAGCAGCAUUAGCAAAAUAUGUGCACUCGGGAGUCGUCACUGAAGUGCCGAGUCUCCUCGAAGAGACACUAUCGGACAAGGCACUUCAUCGUGGUCUGAAAAGAUGGGUUCACAGAACCGACACAAGAGAGGAGGAGGAUUCGACCACGAUAAUGAAGGAGAUGGUAGCGUAUCUGAAAGAGAAAUCGUCUUGUUACUCGCGGCAGGAUAAACGAUGGGUACCAUGGCAGACGUCGAAACGAGCUCCACUUAAUGAUCGGUUACAGAAGGCACAGAAGGAAGAAGAGGAAGGACAUAAGCAAGAGAAACAUCAGGUUAAGCGGCUUGUGCGUCCUGAGCAAGAACAGCCAGAUGGAGGGCGCGAAUGUGAACAGGCGAAGCAGUCGGACCAGGAAGAAGCUCGUAGACAUUCUGACCAGCCCGAGCAGAUAGUUCACCAAGUGCAACAUCCCACGAGUGAAUGGAACGUGAAGAAAACGGUACACAAAGAAAAGAAGCGAUCCUCUGUGCCGUCAGUUGAGGAAGACAUCGCGAAUUUCCUCAAUGAUAUCGGGAACAAUAUUCGAGAGAUACAUGGCAUCGAUGGACUCGCAUUUGAUUCCCGUGUUUUUUCAGCACGCUUCCGCCAUUCCUUCCCGGCCGAUGCUGGUGUCGACUGCAACUGCAAGCCAGGCCUGGUCGUGCUUGAACGAUGGGCUGUCGAUGCACCUGAUGCGAUGUGGAGUGAUAUCAAGACUCUUCUCGAGGUUAGGCGAUCGAGAUCGAAGGAAGCUCAGAAGGAUGCGUAUCGGUACCUGGUACAUUGUGUCAAGAUGGUUUUUGCAUCCCAGGUGAACCGUCGUUUCGUGAUGGGAGCGACGGUGUGUGGAGAUAUCAUGACAUUUUUUAUCUUCGAUCGGAGUGGUUAUCUGGUCUCGGAGGCAUUUGAUAUGAACGAGAAUGUUGAACGAGUGGUUCGAGUCGUGUGUGGGAUGCUGUUCGUGGACGAAGUCCGAUUGGGAUACGAUCCAACAAUCUUCAGGGAUAAGGAAGGAUGGAUCGUAGUAAAGAUCCAGGGAGAGGAGUGCAUGUGUGCUGAGGACCCGCUGUAUGUUGAGAAGUCCGUACGAGGGCGCGGUACCGCAUGUUUCGAAACUGUUUACCUUGGUGAGCCGGCUGUGAUCAAGGAUGCAUGGGUGGACGACUCACGGAGUCAGCUCGAACACGAGAUUCUCGAGAAAGUGAAGGAUGUUGAAGGGAUAGUAAAGAUGGUAGACUACGAGAUCGUGCAGGUACCGAAUGAGGACGAUGUAUUGGUGAAUGACACGACGUCAGAGAAUCGAAAGGCAUUGAUGAAUGACGUUCUUUCGAAGACAAAGGCGAAAUGGUCAGAGUUCGCGACUCGGACUCAUUGGCGGAUUAUGUUGCAACCAUGUGGUGGACCGCUUGAAGGUUUUGCGAACCUUAAAGAAUUGCUGCUCGCAAUCAAAGAUGUUGUCAAAUGUGUUGAGGAUCUACUUGAGAAGAAGGUGUUGCAUCGAGACAUUAGUCUGCGUAACAUCAUCCUUGCAAAGACCGAUCCAAAAGAUCCAACUUCGCGAAUGCGUGCCUACCUUAUUGAUUUUGACUACGCUUUGGAUUUGGAGAAUCCAACUCAAACAUUGGCCGAGGGUGCUCGCACAGGCACAUUGCCGUUCAUGGCUCUUGAGAUGUUAGAGGAAGAGUCAUCGAAUGGUGUUCCUCAUGCGUAUUAUCAUGACCUUGAGUCGAUAUUCUAUGUUCUGUGUUGGAUUUGCACGUCUCAGGAAGGCCCUAACAACACCGAGCGUGAUUGCCGAACAUUCGACUUCAAUAAGUCUGAAGUUGCUAAAUGGACUGGGGCAGGUAUGGAGAAUCGAAGCAGCGACUUCAUCCAACUACGCAAAGCGGCAACGGUUGAGAAUAGGAGCUGGUUCAUCAAAAAAGUAGUGAGACAGUUUGCGCCGUACUUUGAGCCCAUCAAAGAUUGCGUUAUUGACCUGCGCAAUGUGAUGGUUAACGUCGGCUCACGCCCGAAACACUCCUUUGACGUAGAAGCUGUCAAGGAAAACAUAGUCUUCCAGGAUGAAUGCAGACGAAUUGGCAUAUCUGUUCCUAUAUCGUUUUGGAUGAAUAUUCCCAACUCACAACGUGAACCAUGCGAUGUAUUCAACACAAUCUAUGAUAUCAUCGACGGGACUCUUGCCACUCUGGGCGAACCGUCACUUCCGCCGACAUGCACCCCAGACGCAAAGGACAAAGCAAUGGUCGAGAAAAAGGCGAUGAAGGAGGCAAAUCGUAUGAAGUUCAGGAAGCACAUGUCCAUUCGCGAGCUGCAAGAGGAGCGAGAGGCCAAUCUUAAGAAGAGCAAGAAGAGCAAGGAGAGCAAGGCUAAAGAGGUUGCAGAAGAAGUAGAGAGGAAGAAGAGGAAAUUGGACGAGAGGAAGGGACGACGAGAGGAGGAAGAGAGCCGCGAACUGUCCGAGGACCCGGAACAUCAGCAGCCGAUAUGCACGAUGUCCGAUCGGAAUUCUCUUCUAAAGCAAGCUGCAAUAAAUGCAUUGGUCACCUCGAGCUCAGUGCCAGGUCUGGCUCACUCCGGUCCAACAGACUUAGCCUCUGGUGGUCCCAGAUCAACCUCACAGUCGUCGCCAUAUACGAUGCCAGCCCCACGGACUGGGAGAUCAUCUACAAUGGAACCCGUGGGAUCCAAGCCCACUGUCAAUGACAACGAUUGCAAAUCUAGGCAUGGAUCCCCAGCACCUAAAAGGCGAAGAAAUGCGCUGGACUGGGAUGAAACAGCAGUAACCAUCUCAGCUCAGUCGUUUGCGGAAAGCUCAGAUGGUGAUUCGGUAGCGAGCGAUUCUCAGAAGCGAAUGCGGCCUGAGGGUCUCUGAGACUGCGAUCACCGAGCGUCCCUUGUUUGCUUUUGUUCUGUUGCUUUCACUCGUC